Cydia pomonella (codling moth) is the source of this 5551-nucleotide messenger RNA. Its product is annotated as GATA zinc finger domain-containing protein 14-like. NCBI's taxonomy places the organism in Eukaryota, Metazoa, Arthropoda, Insecta, Lepidoptera, Tortricidae. The transcript is spliced from 4 exons. Bases 329 to 1465 code for a protein of 378 amino acids. The record is from RefSeq and is a predicted model, not a curated record.
UUAGCAACCUUGUGUUUGAUAAGAAUUCGCGCCCCCGAAAUACGAUUAUUGUUAUCAUAAAUAAAUCGACAUGACACUGGCAAUCAACAGUAAGCCAUUAAAAAAAAAAAUAUAUUUGAUCUAGCAACAUUACUUUUCCCCGCCACCCUCAGCAAAUCCUCAUUUAUUAUCUCUUUUGCUUGUUGCCUUGUUUGUUGGUGUUACUGUUUUUGAUGUUGUGAAACCACAAUGCGAAUUGAUUGAUCGAUUUCCACGUUUUACAUAAAAUUUUCUUGUGUAAGCAAUUGUAUAACACUAGUUCAAUCACAAUCAACAUAUCCAUAUCAAGAUGAUGGACGACGCGAUUGACAUGUCAUUAGAUGACAUCAUAAAACAGAGACAAAUUGGCAAAAACACCCAAGGGAAAAAUCGAAACUUUAACCAGGGUGGUAACAAUCCCUAUAACCAAGGUGGAAACAGAAAUUUUAACCAAGGAGGUAACCAAAAUUAUAGCCCGGGUAAUAAAAAAUUUAAUAAUCAAAAUGGAAAUAACCGAAACUACAACCCAGGAAAUAGAAAUCAAAAUGAUCAGAUGAAUCAAAACCAUAAUGGUAUGAACCAUAAUAACCAGGGUGGUAUGAACCGGAAUUUCCACGGUGGCAUGAACCAAGGUAACCGUAACUGGAAUCAGAGAAACAGGGGACGGUCUCAGUCACGGGCAAGAUCACACAGCCGCUCACGGUCCAGAUCUCACUUCUCCCGCGACGGCUCCCAAUCUCGCGACCGCUCGCAACGCUCCCAGUCUCGUGCGCGCUCGCGAUCUCGCCAGCGCUCGAAAUCUCGGUCUCGCUCGCGCUCGAGAUCGACGUUCACGCCGCGAGGUCGCGCUGGACUGGAUGAGCCGGUUAGCGGCAUUCCUGACUUAGUGCGGGUUGGGAAUUAUUCAGGCGGCUUCCAGAACCGAAACUAUAACAACCGGAACAACUAUCGGCAAAACUCACGCCCAAACUACGACUCAGACUUGACCGUGAGCAUCGGCAACAAUUUCGCUCAGCUACGCAACAAAAACUACCUAAAUAAAAACUCGCUCAACCAACUCAACAACCAAUAUAAUAAACAAGGUUACAAAAAAGGACCAGGCUCUGUUGGAUCCAAUCGAUCCAACUAUUCAAAUAGAUCCAAUCACUCAAAUAAGUCGAACAAAUCUUUCAACAAUUCAAAUAAGUCUUUCAACAACUCAAAUAAGUCUUUCAACAACUCAAAUAAGUCUUUCAACAACUCGAAUAAGUCUUUCAACUCUAACAAAUCGUUUGGAAACCGACAAAAACAGCCGUUUUCAAAGCAAAUGCUAGAUCCGGAGCUUCAGAAACAAAUAGCAGCUAUGCAGAAAAAGAUUCCGGGGACUAUUGUUAUACCUAGUGGAGUAGAUUUCGCGCCUACACCUGCAACUACUCUGAUGACGCUUCAUGAGAGAUUUGGAUCAUAAGGUAAGCUGCCGUGAACCUAAACUGCUGUAACUGGCAAUUUUCCAAUUAUAGCUUAUUUUUCGUCACAAUUUGAUAAAAUUUGUUAAGUUUAAAAAGUUCUGAGUGUACCUAAUAAAGACUAAAUACCAUUUAGGUACAAUUUUAAAUACAUAUGGUGAAAUUACGCUUAUAUUGUUCAGAAUGGGACAGUCAGUGGCAUAGUCCGAUUUUAUCGCCUGUCACUUUCGCACUUACAUACUUGUUAGAACGUGAUAGGCGAUAAAACGCGACCGUGCUACCACCGCUGACAAAAUAUUUUAAUCGGCUCUUUAAUGAUUUUUUGUCGUGAUCUAUGUAUAUUAAACUCAGAAUUAUAUCCAAUCGUUUUUCAAUUUGAACUAUUUUGAACACUAGGAAAUCAGAAUCUUAUAAGGGUUUUGAAGAGUCGGUUAAAGGUCUAACGAUGGAACUUAGCAUUUUCUUUUACAAUUUUUUAGAGAAUUAACAUAAAUUCGGUAAAUUUCAAAUUUCUCACACAAAUUGAGUAGCCUUUGCUAUGAGAUAUAAUAAAAUUGUGCUUGUUUUUAUAUCCUAGAUACUAAAGUGGCAUUUCGAUUGGCCUGUUUGAAUAAGGUGUGUUCGAGUAAUUCCGAUCAAUACGAAAUAAAUAAAUAUUAUAAUUAUACACAGACAAUCUAGUCUCACAGUAAGCUCAAUAAGGCCUGUGAUGUUGGUACUGUAGUUUAGUUUGUUUUUUUUUUUGCAUUAGAAAAAAGGUUAUACAAUAUUGACAUGUAUUGGGUCAUUACCUAUGAAAUUGGCGUUUUUGUUCAUAAGUAUUAGUCGUGUCAUAGUUUAUUUAUUUUAACAGUAACUUCGAAGUAUUUUUUAAUUUCAUUAGUGCGCUACAUAACAACGAUUUUACAUACAAUUAUUUGUUACUUUUAUUGUUUUAUGUAUUCAGAAUACCUCCCUGAAAACAGCUCUUUUCAUGUGCUGCCGGCUCGAGUAUUUAAAUGACUUAUAUUUUUCUGACGGGACAGAUUAAAAAAAAAUAGAUAGAAAAUGUGCCUUAAAAUGUCUCAGAUUACUGGCAAAAAUUUGUUUGGUUUGAAAAUGCCAUCACAAAUAAAUCCGCAAAAUUAAUUGUAUGAAAAAUCGAAUUUCGUUAAAGUUCUCCAAACAAAACGCCAAUUUCAUAGGUAAUGACCUAAUAUUUUUAUUGAAAACUUUACAAAAAUCAUUAACUAAUGAAAGCAAAAGAAUAUAAAUGAUCGUAUAUGAUUUAUAAUUGUUACAUAUUUGCAGUGAUUUGUUUUUCAAUAAAAAUACACUUCAAAAUCGCUUACCUUCUUUCUAAUGCUCUUCUUCCUUGCGUUGUCCCGGCAUUUUGCCACGGCUCAUGGGAGCCUGGGGUCCGCUUGACAACUAAUCUCAAGAUUUGGCGUAGGUACUAGUUUUUACGAAAGCUACUGCCAUCUGACCUUCCAACCCAGAGGGUAAACUAGGACUUACAGGGAUUAGUCCAGUUUUCUCACGAUGUUUUCCUUCACCGAAAAGCGACUGGUAAAUAUGAAAUGAUAUUUCGUACAUAAGUUCCGAAAAACUCAUUGGUACGAGCCGGGGUUUGAACCCGCGACCUCCGGAUUGCAAGUCGACGCUUCUCCUGCUUCUUCUUUCUAAUGCUAAAAGUACGAAAUAUAGACGUCAAUAAAUAUAAUACAUAACUCAAAUAUUGAAUUUGUUAUAUGCACACAAAUAAAUGCCCUUACCAGAGUUACCAGGAUUCGAAUCCGGGACCUCCUGUUUCGUUGGCAGCAUCACUACCGACUAGGAUAGGACUAAUUCUAUCCAUCUUAUUUGAGUCUUUGGAAUUACCGAUAUUCUGACUUUUCGGAAUUACCCGGAUACACCUUACUACGAAAUCAUGUGCCUUUUUACUCAUUUUAUACUUAAGUGACAGUCCAGUCGGACACAUUGGGGCAAUGUAUAGUCUUUCAAACGCGAAGGGUAGGGUGACAUUUGAUUUUUUUUUUGCCUCUGCCGAGACGGCGCGCUCGUUUGAGCGUGGACGUCUACACUGGCCGGUUUGUGCGCGAGGAAAUUGCCUCGCGCGUAUGAUCGCUCUGGUUGGACCCAACUAUGACGUUUCAUACCAAUCCUUUUAUAACUAAAAUAACUUGAAUUCCAAUAAGACAAUAAAUAUAUAUUUAUAUUUCCGAACGAUUAUUAUUAACUAUCACUAAAAAAAAAUCCACAGCGCAGGCUUCGUCAACAAUAAAUACAUUUCUUCGUAGCUUAGAAUAUCUCAUUACAAAUUACCAAAAUAGGUAGGUUAUAUUAUGUUAUAACAAUAAAUAGAUAAGUUCUAAUACCUUUGAGUUUCAAUGUAAAACGGAACUCAAUUGCAAUAUAGUUUGACUCUACUUAUCGACCGAAUACCGAAUCGAUUCCGCUCGUGUCAAAUCGUUUCAGUCGCGUCCAAUUAUGAAGGUGUUUACUUAAAAAUAUAAAUCAUCAGAUCAUCACCAAUAGUUGGGUCCUCACAGAGCGUGAAUACGCGCGAGGCAAUUUCCUCAUAACGGUUAUUGUAUAUAGGUGGUUUUCGCCUUGGCCGAGGCAGCGCGCGCGUUUUCCUCGGGAUUAUAUGGCCUUUGCAGAUUUAAUCGAGAAUCGAAAAAAACGUUUCUAAUUUGCAUUGUGACAACCCUAUAAUUUACUGUUGACAUGUGUCAGCCUACCUUCAGAGUUAGAAAAAGACUUUCAUUUUAGUAGAUGGGGGUUGUCGUUGAGAUUCAAGAUGGCGAAGACUUCUCGAGAAUAUUUUUUUGUGUUUUGCUCAUUUAUGUUGUUCAAAAAGUAGUAUUGAUAGCUUAUUAUGCAGUGAACUAUCGUGGAAGUGUGCAGGUAAUGAAAAACUAAUCUUGAAACGCGUUUAACCAUGUUUUAAUCAACAUCCGGCAAUCCAUCGUGGCUUUUAGUAAAGUCGAGCUAUCUCUUUACUAAAAGCAUCUACCGAACAACGUCAUGCUCUACGAGCACACUUAAAACUUACAACGAAACUUGACAUUGGCAAAAUCAUCAUAGAUUUGAUGGAAGCCAUAUUUUAAAAGAAGUAGUAGAUGGGAUAACAAGAUAGUAUUUCUUUGCAAAUUGUUCGGAUACUCCACCGAACACUAUGAUCGUAAUAUGAUAAGAUUCAUAUACUAGCCGUGUCUUAUCCAACCUCGACAUUGGCAGAAUCAUCAACACCUUGAUGGAGCCAUAACACGAAAAAUUGAUUGAUUGGUAUAAUAAUAAUUAGUAUAUAUGUUUUUCACGUUGUAUGUAAGUUACAUACUGUAAAACAAAUAUCAAGCGUCUAUUACGUGUGUAUGAUUUAAAGCACAGAACAGUACCAGAUAUCUUGGAGCAGCCAUGAUGUUCUCAAAUAUCUCAACAAAGCCUUAUCAAGAGGCACAUGUUCAGAUAUUUUUGGACACCUUGGCCGCUCCGAUAUAUCUAAUAGCCACUGUACCUAAGGGAUGUAUACUUUUACGUACCUACAUGGUAGUUUCAUAGAUAAGUGAACUUAACGUUAAGUUAAAUAUAAUUAAGAAGCAUUAAGUUUAAUAUAAUAAUGAAGAUUUUUUUGACGUGUUUCCUUUAACGAAGUUGUAUAUUUCUUUUGUGAGAUCAACUGUAAUAAAAUAACCCUUUCAACGUCGACAACGCCAAAAUAUGCCAGAAGGUACAAAUAUAGAACACUUGAUAAGUACAUUUAUUUAUUUAAUACUUACGCGAUUUUAUAUUUCAUGAUUUUGCCUUUUAUCCGACGUUUUAGCAUAAUAAAUAAUAGUACUUAAUAUAGUAACCGUAGAGAAAUUAAACUUCCUACAAAACCGAAGUUUGACAACGAAUCAUGCUGUCCCUUUCUAAUGUAUGGCACUAUUCCUUUCGACUGUGGUCGUGCACGCAUAGGGACGUCAAGUUGUGCCAACCGUAUUAAUUGCUCGGAGCAAUGCUGAGCCGAAUGGAGGCGAGAAUGCCCGAAAAGAGGAGUGUCGCCCCACUGGUUUUAGCCAGGUUGCACAAGCAACAUAUUUUUAGUGGAAAUAAAAUAACAA